AUGUGCUCGCAAGCCAGGACAAUUGCUCAAAAUCUAUCAAGGGGAAUAGCUGUCUACUCGAGCGGCGAGGUAUUAGCUGUACCAGCUUGUAACGUCAAAACGCUUAUGGACGUUGCAAGUCAAGCGAUUACUGUCUACACUCUUUCUAAACAUCGUGUGGAUAUCGCCUGCUUGUUGGAGGUCCUUCCUCGUUCGAGUCUUGUGCAAACAUGGCUACGAGCAGAGAUACUGGCUACGUCAUUUUAA
Messenger RNA from Dracunculus medinensis (Guinea worm), 246 nucleotides. The record is from the annotation of a GenBank genome assembly. Lineage: Eukaryota; Metazoa; Nematoda; Chromadorea; Rhabditida; Dracunculidae.